AUGGCGACCGGCGCGCUCGACCCGCGGUGUGAGUCGUGCCCGACGGCCGCCGCGCGCGCCGCGACGUGGUUCUGCGCCCAAGACGAGGCGUACUUGUGCGACGCGUGCGACGCGAUGGUGCACGCGGCGAAUGGGAUCGCGAGUAAGCACGAGCGGCGGCCGGUGCGAGGGAUGGAGCGGGACGUGGACUCGGCGGAUUCGCGUAGGUUGAGCAAGUUGACGCGCGGCGAAGUACACGUGGACGUGACGACGGACGACGUGAUCGGGAUGUGCGACGAGUACCUGCACAGUUCGUUGAUGCCAUCGUCGUCGUUUCCUGUGGACACGUUGGACGGGGCGUUUUGGGACGAGACGAUCGGGGAGCUGGAUGACGAGACGGAGCAAUUUUUGCGCGACGAACCCUUCGGAGGCGACGUGCACGACGGGAUCGACACGUCGAGUCCACGGGACGGCGCGACCCUGAUUCGGGGUGUAGUGAAGCCGAAUUCGUCGGACUCGCACUCGGGGGAGUUCAGCGGAGGAAGUGACGGACGAUCGCAAAAGAGCGAUAUCUCUCGCAGCGACAUGGAACGGUUACGACGCAUCGGACGGGAGGAUUUCGACUCGAGCUUCCUUGGGCCCAUCUUAGACGACUCCGCGGUGAAAUUUCUCGAAGCGAAUCCGACCUACGGUGUGUUCGGCUCACCGUCCCCGGAGUCGAGAGGUAUUGGCGCAAAGGCGCUCGCUGCGAAAUUUGGCUCGACAUCCGUCCGGUUCGAGCGCGACGACGGGCUGAUGAACGGUGUGGGACCCAAGGAGGAGACUGAUGACGCGUCAAAGCCGGCGACGCGCUUCGACGCGCCGCCGUCGGGUUCGGACACGUAUUCGGGCAUGCCGCAACCACAGACGCGCUUGGAGCGACUCAAGCGAUGGAAAGAAAAGCGAAAGAAUCGCAACUUCAACAAGGUGAUUCGCUACCAAUCUCGCAAGGCGUGCGCAGAUAGCCGGCCGCGCGUGAAGGGUAAGUUUGUUCGCGUAAGCUCGGUGCCAGAUCUGAGCAAGAUACGAGAGGAAGGGAUCGAUUCUGAGGACGAGGACGAAAAGGAUGUGGGUCGCGACAAAAUCAAAGAACUAGGCCUCGACAUGGGCAUGCGCGCACCGCCAUCGAUGCGAGCGAUAAAGACAGGUCUCGUCGGAUCCGCUUCGAUGCCAGACUUUUCCGUGUACAAUAUGGACGAUUAG
Molecule: messenger RNA, 1221 nt
Organism: Ostreococcus tauri
Lineage: Eukaryota; Viridiplantae; Chlorophyta; Mamiellophyceae; Mamiellales; Bathycoccaceae
Product: Zinc finger, B-box
Exons: 2
Coding region: 1-1221 (406 amino acids)
Biological process (GO): regulation of flower development
Molecular function (GO): protein binding; zinc ion binding
Source: RefSeq, a predicted model, not a curated record